GGAACCAUUCUGUAUUAGGUCCAUGUGAAUUCCAAUUUAGAGCCUUCGUAGAAGGCAUGUUGGCAAACGAUCGUGUUCUGUUAUUCCCCCUCCCGCCAAUACACGUACGCAAAUAUACAAGCUUUGAUGACCUGAAAACGUCUGUAUGAUACUGCCGUACGUCGGAAAGUUGUGGCAAUUUGCUACUAUAUUGUGUCGUAACAAUGUCUGAGACUAUACGCAGUGCGCAUUUGUACAGGCUGUAGCCUGUCGGAGCCAGACUAUUGUCCACCGCGAGCCCGGUGUAAACACGCAGUUCGAUUAUGACAUGUUUUAAUUCCCUCUUCUCAACUCUCUAACUCCAACCUCCGCUGCCUUUGGUCGUCUCCGCCAGCUCUGAGUCCAAAUCCACCAGUAAAAUGUCCUCUAUGCUCGAAAUUCGACUGUGUAGAUACAUUUACAGAAUUUAAAAGUGCUAGUAAACUUUCCACCGCGCCUUUUGCUCUGCGACCGACAGCUUAAAAACAUUAGAUGACGAAGACCCUCCACCGUAGGUGAUGGAACUAUGCGUAAGUUCACGAAAAGUGUCUAACCAAUCGGAUACCCAGGCCAAACGCAUCUACUAGAACUCUCACUUAAUACUGAACGACCUCCAGCCAGCUAAACACACAAACGAAAUAUUGAAAGUAAUAUUAUAUUGGUUAGAAAUAGCAAUUUGUGCUCAUAAAACGUAAAUGCCGAAAGUUCGAAAAUUUAUCUCAAAUAAAUAAGCUUACUUUGUAGUCGUAGAUUAGGCCUGUCCAUGCGAACUGGUAAAUAAAUAAAAUAGCAUAAGUAGCGUUUAAAUAUUUUGGGGUAGUUUUUGGUGCUAAUAUCCUUCAGAAAUUAUUGUAAUAUGCAGAUAGUUGCCUGAUGUUCAACUGUGUAUUCCUUAAGACGAUGUUACAAGAAUCCGAUGUAGUUUUUGGUGUUUGGAUUGCGCAGAUGCCCAGUUACAGGCUCACGCGGCGCCAGCUGGGAUUCGAGGCGUCCCUCCUUUUUUUCUCGUAUAAAAUCCUCGUCAGUGUACAUUGUGGACCAAGAGGUGUAGUGGUACGCUUGUUGUGGUUUUUUCGCCGCGCCUUCUCCCGCCUCCGGUCUUCUUGACUCUGUUUUUACACCGGCUCGAGAUGUGAGAGGAGGAGAGAGUUCUGUAGACGCGUCGCAAGUCCAGUCUCACUUUAAACUAACUCAUGCUCAAGUCACUGUCCCUGCUCCCUGCCUGCUGUGGCGCACACAAUGGACAUCGUCGGUCAUGACGGUCGAACUGUCGCGAUUAAUAAAUGGGACUACAAUUUGCAAAUGCAAUCAUAAACAUACCACUUCAGGACAGCUUAUUCUCCGUAAAAUUGCAAUAUGCUUUCUGCCGCGAUGGACUUUGAUGCAUUCCCUAACGUCCUUGAAAUGCCAGUGACUAGUGUAUGGUUUUUGAAGUUCUUCACAAGCAUGUUGCAGCAAAGUAUUGCCUGGAAGGACAAUGAUUUCAUUUCAGGGAAUAAAAUUACACUGACUUACAAUUUGGGUUUUUUAAAUUAGAGUAAACUUCUAUCUCUCCAAAAGUAUCAUGUUCAUCCGCAUCUAGCCUUACCUGUUGUAUGCGGUGCGUAGUCACUUUUCUAGUUGACAACAGUUGUUCUGGUAAAAAAAAAAUCAUCCAAAUUAAUUCUUUCCAUUGAAGAAAUACGCACAAAUGCGCGAAUGUGGUCUAUGACAGGUAUUAGUUUAGGAAAUCGCCUAUUUUCAAGGUUACGUUUACUUCCGCCCAAAUGGAGUCAUGCCUGAAUGAUGUGAACUUGGCUAUUUUCUGUAUGAAAGCACUCGAUUAAGAAGUUGCAAAUGUAGCUAUUUGCCAAAUUAACGCUCUAUUCAGUUUCGUUAAGCGUUCGAUUACCGAAAAUUCCCUUAUUCAAUCGUAUACAACGUACUUUCCUUUUAAUCAUGUGCAACAUUCUCAUUCCGUCUUACAGUGCGUGACCGAUCUCAUGAAAUGUUGACCGAAAUUCUGAAAUUCGUUUUCGAUAAGGUAGGAUUGCUUAGGUGGGGUUAUGAUACUGAUUAGCAUGCGGCAUAAUCCUAUAGCAUUUCGGACUCGCCAGGAUGUCGGCUUUUAUAUGCACUCCUUGUUGACCUCCUGCAGAAACCGUACUUGGUAAAAAAAUGACUACUUAAGUAGCAUGCAUUUUUCCUAUGGAUUUUUGAUGGUCUUAUAAAUUCCAAUAUAUCUUAUAGAAAACGUCACAAAAAUAAGCUUUCUUUUGCUCAUUUGGUAGAAAAUAACAUUGUCCUUGCAUUUUAUGCACAAAGAAAGUGUAUAUGUGGGUUUUAAAAAAGUUUCCCAAUAUUCCAAUAUUUUUGAACCUGAUUUGCCAUUGCAUCAGUGUUCAGCAAUUUCAGCCACCAAGAUGCAUGCUUCCCGCGUAAGGAAAAUCACAAAUUCCUCGAUGCUUUUAAGAGGAUACCCCAUAAAGUUCAUAAAAUUUCGCAAUGGAUCCGAGGUGUGUUGUGCAUUUCAUGAGGAGCAAUAGUAAACGGACAUUUGCGGUCCUGUAUGCGUGAGCAUCGCACGGUCUUAAAAACCUCACAAUUAGAAACUUUUUAAAACCUACAUAUACACUUUCUUCGUGCAUAAAAUGCAAGGACAAUGUUAUUUUCUACCAAAUGAGCAAAAGAAAGCUUAUUUUUGUGACGUUUUCUAUAAGAUAUAUUGGAAUUUAUAAGACCAUCAAAAAUCCAUAGGAAAAAUGCAUGCUACUUAAGUAGUCAUUUUUUUACCAAGUACGGUUUCUGCAGGAGGUCAACAAGGAGUGCAUAUAAAAGCCGACAUCCUGGCGAGUCCGAAAUGCUAAAGGAUUAUGCCGCAUGCUAAUCAGUAUCAUAACCCCACCUAAGCAAUCCUACCUUAUCGAAAACGAAUUUCAGAAUUUCGGUCAACAUUUCAUGAGAUCGGUCACGCACUGUACCUUUCGCUGUCAACAUAUAAAUAAUUGUAAUUUUCCUGUUGUUUUAAUGCAUUUUUUGAAGCUGAUUUCCUUAUUUUCACUACAACUUUCUCUCUUAGACAUACGCCAGAUUAAAGUGCUUGUGGAGUUUUUCAACAAGGAAGAGCAACGUUAUGCAAUCAAGCAUACACAGGACCAAGCGCGUACGUUAAUCUUGAUCUUCAUUUUUGUAGCCUGCUCAAGGCUCUCCUAAGUCGGCUUUUUGGACUUGUAUUUCUCUGUCCACAUUUGGCUAUGCGUUGUGGGUGUCGUGCUGCUUACUACUGUUAAUCAUCCACUUCCUGCCGAAUUCGAUGCUGAAGACCGGAGUAAAGUUUUUCACGGGGACAUUUUAAGGUCACUGCUCAUCUAAACUAAACACCCCUGCAGCCUCAGUUACCUAAGUGUUUUGUGUCAGUGUCAGUGGCACUAACUUCCCCUCAAAUGACACCUACGAAGUGGCGACCCUUUCCAAAUUUUUCUUAAAGUUGUUUGAAGUGUGUUGGGGUAAAAAUUCAAUGUUCUUCUCCUUGCUUCUUGUAUGACUGAAAAGUCAAUUGGCUAACAUAUGUUUUCGGUAAAUUCUCAUCAGGCCUGUACAUUUACAAGGGAAGUGAUCAGUCUAAUUGUCGACAGGGUAUAAAUGUGUCUCGGGGGCAGAGUUAAUCGGACUCCAUGUUCUCACGCCGCCCGCAUGACGGAGUCAGCGUGUUGAGGACGCUGGAGUUGGUGUGGGAGGGGGGGGGGAGUAGUGGGAGGGGGGGGGGAAGUAGAGGGGUUCCGGUUGGAUUGUAGGCGCUGUGAGUGCAUGUGACUGCUCUCAGUGCGUCGGUAUGGCGUGCGAUCACCGUCUGGAGUCGGCCGGGGCAGACAGACUCCUUGUGUCAGCGUCUUCUGACAACAGGGUGCUGGGUUCGUCAGCCGAAUGGCCACUGCUUCGGCUGUGGCUAGCACCCUGUCGACAAUUAGACUGAUCACUUCCCUUGUAAAUUUACAGGUCUGAUGAGAAUUUACCGAAAACAUAUGUUAGCCAAUUGACUUUUCAAUCGUAAAAUGGGAAUUUUCGCAGAACUUUUAUGACUGUCUAAAUCCUUCGUAUUAUCGAUCGAAAUUGACUUCCGUCUAGUCAUUUCUAGCCACGCGUUGAGAAUUCUUACCCGUCUACUGUUUUUUGUCUGUUAACGUACCUACCAAAACGUUAGUGAUUCUUAUUUACAUCACUGAUUACCCCUCUGUCUUUUUUCAGUCAUUAAAACAUAUUUCGUCGUCAGACGUUUGGAUGACAAGCCAGUCGUUGUUCUAGAUACUGUAAGUUGAAUAGUCAGCGGCCCUUGAUUUAUGAAAGAAAUGACCGAAACUUUUUCUACCCAACUUCUUCCCCGGUUGUUUCUUUCACUCCUGGGGGUACCGAAAGUUGUCAUUUUUUAAUAAGUGAUAAGACAAGUGUUGGCCGGAAAACGUUUUAUUGCUUUUAUCAGUUGCAUGAUCGCCGUUGUUGUUAAUUACUGUUGCCCAUCUGGAAAUUAAGAGCGAGCCCGCUUUUGACGCAAGAAUCCAUUUCUCAUCUCCGUGGAAAAUUCGGUAAAGAAAUGGUUUGCUUUCCUGUCUGCUUAACAAGAGCUACAGAUUGUGAAAUGCUGGGCCCUGCUUACCAUCAAAAUUUGGUCCGAGGCCCAAACUCUAUUGGCCUUCCUCAUUUGUUGAAGGUAUCCCUGUUCGGUAGGCCACGGCGAAUGUAUUUUCUUCCGAUAAUACCUGGAUGGUCGGACGAUUUGCCACAACACUUGCGCCCAAAACGUCAUUGCCCAGCUCCGCUAGUCAGCCCGGUCGAUGGUCAUUUGAGAAGUCGAAAUCGCUCAAUUGGAAUUUUGUGUAACAACGCUGACACUUGCGGGCAUCUAAAGCAUUUAAAUAAACACCACAGAUUGUUUCGAUGUUGCGUUGUCCCUCUUGAGGACUUCAUACAGCCUACAGUGGCGAACAUAACUACCUUCAGAUUUUAUAUCUCCCACUUUGUUAGGUACAAUUUAAAAGGCAGAUGUUAUAUCAACUCCUAAAAUCAAGACCUCACUGAUUUACAAAGACCCAUAGUUUAAAUGGAAUGGACCUAAAAAUUUAGUAACAUUCAAAUUUUGACUGCAAAAAAGGACAUUACUUUCCGGUACCCCUCACGCGAUCCAUAUCUAAAAUCUGUCAAUCUUUACAGACUUUUCCUCCUCGGACAAACUGUUCAGACACCCGCAUGUUGCUUAUGCCAUUGACGGUUCACCGUUUUCCCUAGCGCUCUUAGGUCGAAAUUCCUAGAAUUAUUGUUGAAUGGAUUUCGUACUUUCGUUCUGUUAAUCCGAGGCGGUUUCCGUUUCUUGUGUCCUCUUUGAGUACAUAUACGUCUUUUUUCCCCAAGGAGUAAUUGAUGUGAGCAUUCUUUUGAACUUGUUUGAAAUGGUCGCAUUCACUUUCACCUCCUUUUUGUCCAUCCACUCUUUUUCUGACGUUUGUCUCACUUUCGUCGUUCAAGGCACGUCGGAGCUCCCUCCAAAAGGUUAGUUUUUGUUCUGGCCACCCUUUUUGCACUGCCUCGUCUCUGAUAUAUACCGACAUUCUCAGUCCAAAAACCCUCUGAGCUUGCCCUCCUGCCCAAUAAGCCUGCUUAUGGUGCACAAAAAAUGACAACUCGUAAUGCCUCUAGGUGAAGCCUUUGUGAUAGCAAACUGAGAAACAUGAUUCCCAACGUAUAUAGGGAAUAAUUCUCUAAUCGUGCCCUUCGAUAUAAUGCUGACAGACGACCAGUAUGUCAAGUGGUUGUGAAACGACUGUCCGGAUGACGCCCCCCAGCUUUGGCAAGCUCCUUAAGACUGACCGAAUCUCUUAAAUUAUCCACGAUGGGCGCUUAAAUGGCCUGUGCUAAUAGACUUGCUGCUAUCCCAUCUUUCUAGAAGUACGGCCUUCCUGGCCUCUAGGAGCCUGAAAAUGACAACUAGAAAAUUUCAGUAGUCUGGCCAAGGUGCCUUAACGUUUUAUGCCAGUUGGAAGGUGAGACGUUUUACUGUAAUUGUACUGUUUUAAAGUUGAACUCAUAUCAGUUACGAUCUUCGCAGUAGAUUUUGAACGUCCAUCAUUAUAAAUAUGACCGCGAGCCUUUUUUUGGUUCUUUACUUACACAGUUUUAGUUAAAGACAUGCAUACUCAACACCAAGUCUGAUCUGGGCUUCGAACUCGUGUUCUUUGGUCAUUGAGCGUUAGAUCCGAUGCUAUACCACUGAACCACGAACCGGCUGCCCUGUCGGUUGUGAUUUGGACCACUAUCAUAGGAAGGACGUUCACCGAUCAGGAACGGUGAUUGAGCUCCAAGGAAAAACUGGGCGAGCACGUCUUGUAACCUUGACUGACGAACACCUUUCCUACGAUAUGCUAACUUAUGUCCUUACUGGAGAUACAUGUGGCGGCACUAUCACGUUUUGGAUGUGUGGUCCACUCGAACGCACUGUUUGUCAGAUUUGUUAAGCGAUUACGCAGGACGCUUUCCGUCCCACACGGUCACGUCUUAUUUAGUCAUUUAUGCAUAAGUCUUAAGAGCAGAUUUUUUGGCUGAGACCACAAGUAACUACUGUUCAACGAUUUGCAAACAAAUCCACAAAUCAUCUUUCAACACGUCUUAGACUCUAAAUGCGUCUACUCUGAGGUGGCGUUGAAAUGUCCCCCUUGCUCAGUCUAUUCCUUACUUGCCUUAAUUAGCCCAUGUCAUAUACAGUAAAGUGCAUCAUAUUUUUCAUGUGAAGGCACGGCAUGCCACCGAACGGUCUUUUGCCACUUUCAUGCCACGAUUCAUGGUUUUGUCAUCACCUUUCUCACAAACAUAGUGUACGUUUUCUUUGUGCACUUCCGGAGUAGAAUAAAUGGGUCUGUCAAGGGUCUCUCUGCUUGUUCUGUUGUCUUCAGAACUCCUUUGCGCCUUUCCUUGCUACCAGAAAGCUACUCUAGCAUGCUAUUUGCGAAAUGUUUUCCUUCGUCUAUCUCUUUCAGGAUGACACCACCCCGAAAAUAAGCGUUGCAGAGGUUGCAGGCUCAGUUUGCAUACCCUUCGUUUCUGAGCCAAGUAGGACUGAUCCCGUCAGUGCUCCUGCACUGAACGAGCUAUCCCUCACCGCCGCCGCUGGGACGUCGGAACCAAACGUUAAGUUCAACAGCACCGACGUCGAAAUGCUGGAGGCCUUGUUGGCCUUUUCUAAGCCUGAAGAAGUCUUCAAGUUCCCCCCAAUCUCCGCUUUCUCACUCUGUUUUGCUAACCCCUUGUUGGAAAGGGCUUAUCGACAACAGGUACUGCGAGUCCCUCGUCGCUCUCUUCAGCUCACUCUUGCGACCCCUCGUAUAUCGCCCGCAGUCAAUGCUGUCGCGCACUUUCUCUUCUUCAUAUCCCUCCUUAUUGCGUGCUUUGUUAAUUUUCCCUGUCUUAGCGACAUUUCUUUCAUCCCCACCGCCGCCAUUGUCCUUGCUUGCGUCGGCAUUUUCGUGAAUCUGGCCUUUCUCCUUCUGGUGCUUGUUGACCUCGUUGCGUGGAGCCUCGGUUCCCAGUCAGUCCAGCUGGCCAUUUGGAAACAGAAUGUUUUCAGAGCUCACCGUUCCGCCUUCCAGUGGUAUGGGCGUAACAUAUUCGGCGCCAUCUUGAUCUGCUGUCCAGCGGCCUUUGUCCUAGCCAACUUUCAAGCCUGCCUCUUUUGGGCCAAUCGUAACGGUGACUCGAGCGAACCCUUCGAGGCCUUGGCCGAAUAUCGUGUAAUUAACGGCCUUCUCUACUGCAUCAUGCCUUUCAGUUUUACCCUCUUCCCCAAUUUCUCCUUCUGGACCAAGUCCCUGUGCGCUAGUGCUGUCAGUCUGAUUGUCCUCCUGCUUGUGCACUGGCCCUUUGGAUCCGUUACUGCCUGUCGGGAGCGCGCACUCUUGUUCACGUCAUUCGUGCACUCGAACCAGUCAGUUCCAGUCUGGGCCGCUCCGGCUACCAGCAACCUCUUUCCCUGGGAAAUGACAGUCGUCAUCCUUCUCAAUCUCGUUCUCGUAGUAGCCCUGAACAGAGAGAUUGACAUCAGCUUCCGAGCCAACUUUAAUCGCGACUUUGAGGCUAGCUGUGCAAAGAAGGCUAUCACACUGGAAAAGAUGCAGGGUGAAUGGUUGUUAGAAAAUAUUAUCCCGCGCUACGUACUGACCGAUUUGCGUAAAACAAACAAGUACUCUCAGCAUGUGAAGGAUGCCGGUGUCAUAUUCGCCUCGAUAGCCAACUUUUCCGAGUUCUAUGAUGAGCAAUAUCAUGGUGGCCAGGAGAUGCUGCGUGUUCUGAACGAAAUUUUCGCGGACUUUGAGCAUCUCUUACACUCAUCGCGCUUCAAGGAUGUGGAGAAGAUCAAGACUAUCGCCGAGUGUUUUAUGGCCGCGUCGGGGCUAAAUGUGGCCGAACGGAGUCGUAAUCGUCGUCCAGACGCCCAUCUCUACGCCCUCAUGGACUUCGCUAUCGAACUGAUUAGGAUCCUGGAAGACUUUAACCAGCAGAUGUUUAGCUUCCAUUUUGAGCUGAAAAUCGGCUAUAACAUUGGUGAGGUCACUGCCGGUGUCAUCGGAACAACAAAGCUGCUUUACGACAUCUGGGGCGACGCUGUCAAUGUGGCCAGCCGCAUGUACUCCACCGGACAGAAGGCGCGUAUACAGGUAACUGAAGAAGUCUCGCAGCGGCUUUCUUCACGCUAUGACUUUGAGUAUCGCGGUAAUGUUUUCGUGAAAGGUAAAGGGGAUAUGCGGACCUAUCUUUUGGUUGGCCCGAAGACAGAUUCCAGUUCCGUGAAACCAGCGUCCCCAAAGACCGGCUCUUAA
Molecule: messenger RNA, 8855 nt
Organism: Spirometra erinaceieuropaei
Lineage: Eukaryota; Metazoa; Platyhelminthes; Cestoda; Diphyllobothriidea; Diphyllobothriidae
Source: the annotation of a GenBank genome assembly